This is a messenger RNA of Cavia porcellus (domestic guinea pig), 10627 nucleotides long. RefSeq names its product RNA binding motif protein 17 (gene Rbm17). Gene Ontology annotation, molecular function: RNA binding. The transcript has 13 exons. NCBI's taxonomy places the organism in Eukaryota, Metazoa, Chordata, Mammalia, Rodentia, Caviidae. Gene Ontology annotation, biological process: mRNA cis splicing, via spliceosome; alternative mRNA splicing, via spliceosome. The coding region runs from base 306 to 1523 and encodes 405 amino acids. The record is from RefSeq and is a predicted model, not a curated record. Gene Ontology annotation, cellular component: precatalytic spliceosome.
AGGCGCAGACGCGCUCACCCGGUGGCCCGCGCUCCCUCACCCUGCGCUGUGGAGCGCCCUGUGGACUCGGCGAGCGUGGGCGCCACCGCUGACUCCCGUGGUCUGGGGGCCUUUAGCAGAGUGCGGCUGGGCUCCGCGCUACCCGCCACCGUGGCCCAUGGGUAGAGUCGGCCCAGUGGGCCGGUGUCUUGCUAUACAGAAAGCUGGCCUCGAACUCAAAGCAGUCCUCCUGCCUCAGCCGCCCAAGAUUUUCUUCUGUGUAUGCUUGUCAUAUUCAUCAGGAUUCCCAUUAAACCAAAAAGAAGAUGUCUUUGUAUGAUGAUCUGGGAGUGGAAACCAGUGACUCAAAAACAGAAGGCUGGUCCAAAAACUUUAAGCUUCUGCAGUCUCAGCUUCAGGUGAAGAAGGCAGCUCUCACUCAGGCAAAGAGCCAAAGGACAAAACAAAGUACCGUCCUUGCUCCAGUCAUUGACUUAAAGCGAGGUGGCUCUGGAGACGACCGGCAGAUUGUAGACACACCACCACAUGUUGCAGCAGGCCUGAAGGACCCUGUUCCCAGUGGGUUUUCUGCAGGCGAAGUUCUGAUUCCUCUAGCUGACGAAUAUGAUCCUAUGUUUCCUAAUGACUAUGAAAAAGUAGUGAAGCGCCAGAGAGAGGAACGACAGAGACAGCGGGAAUUGGAGAGACAGAAGGAAAUAGAAGAAAGAGAAAAGAGGCGUAAAGACAGACAUGAAGCUAGUGGGUUUUCAAGGCGACCAGAUCCAGAUUCUGAUGAAGAUGAAGAUUAUGAGCGAGAGAGGAGAAAAAGAAGUAUGGGAGGAGCUGCUAUCGCGCCACCUACUUCUCUUGUAGAGAAAGACAAAGAAUUACCCCGAGAUUUUCCUUAUGAAGAGGACUCAAGACCUAGAUCACAGUCUUCCAAAGCUGCUAUUCCUCCCCCAGUAUAUGAGGAACAGGAUAGGCCAAGAUCUCCAACUGGGCCUAGCAACUCCUUCCUCGCUAACAUGGGUGGCACAGUAGCACAUAAAAUCAUGCAGAAGUAUGGCUUCCGGGAAGGCCAGGGUCUGGGGAAGCACGAGCAGGGGCUGAGCACCGCGCUGUCAGUGGAGAAGACCAGCAAACGGGGUGGCAAGAUCAUUGUGGGUGAUGCCACCGAGAAGGGUGAGUCUCAAGAUGCAUCAAAGAAGUCGGAUUCAAAUCCAUUAACUGAAAUACUUAAAUGUCCUACUAAAGUGGUCCUACUGAGGAACAUGGUCGGUGCAGGAGAAGUCGAUGAAGACUUGGAAAUUGAAACCAAGGAGGAAUGUGAAAAAUAUGGCAAAGUUGGCAAAUGUGUAAUAUUUGAAAUUCCUGGUGCCCCUGAUGAUGAAGCAGUACGAAUAUUUUUAGAGUUUGAGAGAGUUGAAUCGGCAAUUAAAGCUGUUGUUGAUCUGAAUGGGAGGUAUUUUGGUGGACGGGUGGUAAAAGCAUGUUUCUACAAUUUGGAUAAAUUCAGGGUCUUGGAUUUGGCAGAACAAGUUUGAUUUUAAGAACUAGAGUCAUCUCCGAGAUCUUUAAAAGAGCUGCGGACUGAGCAAAGACAAUGAUCCUAAAAGAUCUGUGUUCUGAGCAGAGAUGGGCAAAGCUGGUGAAUACUGGGACUGUUGGAGGGACUUCUGAUACAUAUGUUGAUUGAUCCCUUUUUUAUUUUAUGAUUUUUUAAUAUAGUAUAAAAAUCCUUUAAAAAAUCUGUGUGUAUCUGUUUUUCUUAUUACUACAUCUUGAGUGACUUACUUUUUUGCUGGGAUUUCAUAGUAGUUCUCAGGUGCUUCAGUGAUACAUUUGUUGCACUUUAAAAAAUCUAGAAAGUUUUGGUACACAGGGUUGGUAUUAAUUUUAGUCUCUAUAUCCACCCCUCCUAGUAGAGCCAAACUAGCUACAUAAAUUUUUAAAGUAUCAUUUUGGUAAUCUACCAGAGGUGAAAAUACCUGCUUUUUCUAACAGAAAUUCCUAGUAACUCUCUUUACAACCUGAGCUAAGGCUGAAUUACCAUGACUUGUUUGGAUGAAUUAUUUGUUGUUAAGCUAAGUGAGACUGUAGUAUUUAUGAUGGAUUCAUGGAAUCUAGGUAUAGAAAUCAUGAAACCAGCAUUUGUUUUCAAAGAUUCUAGUCUUUGGCAUAGGUCAGAACUCAAAAAAUAUAGUAGGGACAUUAUAAAUAUAUGCCCACUCAUGUUUUGGAAAGGAGAAUUCUUAGGAUCAGGCUUAUACCAGCAAUAUUUGCAUAGGUGUUGACUAUUGUAUGUAUUUAUAGAAUUCAGCCGUAUUAGCAACUUAAGCUAUAUGGCCACUAAUAUAACUAUGGAAUUGCAGAAAAUUGUGGCAUUUUAGUGCAGCGAUACAUAUGGCUUGAAAAUUUAGCAGCACCACAACAAAGAAAACAGAUAAAAAUAUUUAGCAUUAAGGUUAAGACACCAGGCCAUGAGGUAUCUAAAGAAAAUAUACAUACCUGUCCAUGUUCUCUACCUUGCUUUCACACAUACUGCAUGUUACUUUCCUGAAGUGGCAAGUAAAGGAUAUGUUGUCUCUUCAGGCUAAUAUGCCAUGAAAGCAUAUUGUGACCUUUGGUUGGAAAAAAAUUUAAUUCUUUUAUGUCCAUGGACUUGAUACGGAGACAGUUAACAGUCUGACUCCAUACAGUUUUAUUUUAUUUUAUUUUUCAUAUUUUUAACAAUACCAUUUUGUCUUUUGUUGGUUUGGGGUUUCUGUUUUGAGACAGGGUCUUGCCGUGUAGUUCAGACUACCCUUGAACUCAGUAUGUAGCCUAGGCUUGCCUUGAACUCACUGUGACCCUCCUACCUUAGCCUCCUGAGUGCUGGGAUUAUAAGUAUGAAGUAUGCCUGGCCUCUUUUUUUUUUUUUUUUUUUAAUUGAAUAAAAUGAAUUAAGGCUGGAAUUUUGGACCCAAGGAAGAGUCUCAGUGAUAGAACACUUGUUUAGCAUGCAAGAAUCCUUGGGUUUGAGUCCCAGCCUCACCACCAAAAAAAAAAAAAAAAAAAAGAUUUGAUUUGAUUUGAUUUGAUUUGAUUUGAAGAACAAAAGCCAGGUAUAGUGGUAUAUAUCUGUAAUCCCAGUGCUUGGGAGUCUGAUGUAGGAGGAUCUCAGCAAGUCUGAGGCCAGUUUGCUACACUGUGAAUUCAAUACCAGCCUGGACUACAUUGUGAAGAUCCUGUCUCCAAAAACCAGGGAAAAAAAGUCCAUAUGCCAGUAUUUCUAGGAUAACAGUCAAAAGCAUCCCUGAAAUUUCAACAGUUUGACUUGUGGAAUUAAUUUAUGAAUGUUAGUGUGAAUACCUUUUUGAGCUUCCUAGUACUCAAAUAUACCAUGCUGAAUAUUAAACGUUUAUUUUGUACAAACUAAUGUGUUUAAAGUGUGAGUUUUAGUCUGUCUUUAGUGCUUGUGUUUUUUGUUACCCUUUAGAAUAACACUUUUCCUUAGGUUGCUUUUCCUGGCAUUGUCAUAUCAAAUGAUUAGAAAAGUACAAAUGACUCCUACUACUGAAAUUUUUAUUAGCCUUGUUCAAUUUAGUGGGUAUCCAUCUUCCCAAUGUGUUUUCUUAAUUAUCCCUAACUACACUAAUCAUUUAGUGUAUUAUGUGUAGUGAAUUUCAGAUUAAUUUCUAAAUCUACAAGUUAAUGCUUGGGAAAUUUGAAAUUAAUUUUCUGUAUUAACUAAAAUUGAGAAGACUUUUUUUUAUUUCUUUGUGGUACUGGGGAUUGAACUCAUAACCUUGCACUUGCCAGACAGGUGCUUAUACCACUGAGCUAAAUCCCCAGCCCGACUAAAAGUGAAUAUAACUUAAAUGUAUGCUACAAUAUAACUGGCAAGAUUCAAUGUAAUAGACAUUUGAUUUUUUAAAAUAUUUUUUAAAUUUUUAUUUUAAAGAGAAUAAAACCAAACAAAAUAGAAUAAAGCCAAUCAAAAUAGAACCAUGAAAGCGGUACAGGACUUCAAAAUAAGAUAAAGGAAAAUCAAUAAUGGCUACCAUAAUGCCGCUUGUUUUCUUCAAAAUAGCUAUCUAGACCAUGAGACAAAAGCAUGUAGAAUUAAUCAAACAGCAAGAACUAGGUUGCUUUUUCAGUUGUUAUCUUUUCAGAAAUUUCAGGUGUGUGAUCUCUGAUUUCUACCAUGUCUGUGUCCACUGACCAUGUUCUAUGUGGGCUAGAGCUCUGAGAUUGUAUUUUGUUCCUUCAUCUUCACAUUUUCCUGUGUUCCUUGAAAUCAACCCAUUGCUACAUCCUGAGUGAUUCCUGUAUUGGUUGUUAAUCCCUUGGUGGUGUGGAUUGGACUGGGCACCUGGGUUCCUCCAAUCCGUGGUUCCUGGAGUGGUGGAUAGGCACAGGGCAGAUAUCACCAUUUCUUCUCCAUAAUGGUGGGCCCUCCCUUGGCUCACCAGAAUAACGCCAGCCUAUUAUUCUUUGCUGAUUUUCUGUCCAGUUGAUGUGUCUGUGACAGUAGGUAUUGAGAUCUCCAAUUACAAUUAUGUUACUGCUUAUUUGAUUCUCUAUGUCUACCAAUAACCAUCUUACAUGGUUGGAUACUCUUGUAGUAUGUGUAUAUAUAUUUAUGAUUGUUAAGGCAUUUGUGCUAUCUCUGCCUUUCUCAUUGACCUUGAUCAAUCCCAUGUUAUUUUUCCUUGCCUCAUCUUGUGGCUGUUGGAAUGGCUUUUCCUAAUCUCUUGCUAUUUUUGAGGUACCUUUCUUUUCAUGAUCACUAGCUGCAGGUCUGUCCUCAAGAUCUGAAAUUCUGUCCUGUCCUUCAGUCUGUUGCAUAUACUUUCAGUGGAGGUCCCCCCGCUUCCUCAGUGGAAGUUUUAAUCUCCUGGAUCUCUGGUUAGAUCUGUUUCAUGAAUUCCAUUUCUCUCCUAUUUUGGAAAUUUUUUGUUUCCAUCUUUUUCCAAGCUCAUUUAUUUUGUUUGUAUCUUUGCUAAUAUUUUUGGUUUUAAGCAUUUCUUUUUAUACCUGAGAGGUCUUUUUCUCUCUAGUUUUUGUCAUUUGUUUUUUCACUUCUGUUGUUAUUUCAGAAAGUUUCAGGGUUUGACUUCCAACUUCAUCCAUCUCAUUGAGUUCCAGGCCUGACCUGGGUGGACUGGGGGUCUGGGAUUGCACCCCACCUCUGUAUCUUGCCAUUCUCCACCUUCUCUUUUUGCUUUUAUUUUGUCUGCUAUGUUGAUUCCCUCUCUUUUUGCUUUUAUUUUGUCUUCUAUGUUGAUUCCUGCCAAUCUCACAUGAUACAUAGCUCUACUGCUAACAUUGAGGCCUCUCCCAAGGAGGAAAGGAGAUGUCCAUUCCUUAGGGAUGUCUUCCAUGUAUAGUUGGUUCUUUAUAACCAUCCCAUGAACCUACCUUCUGGUGUUUACAGUUCUGUGAUAAUGUCUAUGUUCCAUCCCAGAAAUGUGCUGGGUAUGGAGCCGACCUUGGCCCCUGGAUGUGGGGUCUGGGGCUUGUCUUCUGUCAGUGGAGUUCUCCAGAGUCCAACUGCUGUCUUACUGCUGCUUCAGAAACUUCCAUGUUACUGGCCUGGCUGAUUACUUCGCUCUCCAAAGGUAUGUGUGUAUGUUUCUGUGCCAGGUUGUUGUCCUGGGUCUUGGGGUUCCCAUUGGUCUUACACUCUUCCAGCUGGCCCCACACAUUCUGUAGGGGUAAUAAAGGAGUCUCAGAAUACGAACUUGCUAUCCUCCAGUCACCCUCACCUGUCUGGAUGCAGGAGUGCAGAGUGCAAGCCCAUCUAGCCUCCAGCCAGCCCACCUUAUAGGAUGCAGUGGAGGGGCACAGAGCACAAACUUACUGUCUUUCAGCCAAUCUCACCAUCAGGGAUGCAGUGUAGGGGUGCAGAGAGCAAAUUCACUGACCUCCAUCUCACCCUGCCAUUAGGGAUGUAAUGGCAGAACGCAAGACUGCAAACCCUGUUUUUGUUGUUUCUUUUUUUUUUUUGGCCUUUUGAGAUGAGUUUGCUGUGCAGUUCUCAGGCUGGCCUUGAACACUCCUCGUAGCCUAGGCUGUCAGUGAACUUGGCAGCAGUCCUGCCUCAGCCUGCUGGCCUAACAUUUGAUACUCUUGAUGGCCCAUCUGCUAUUUUGAAAACCCUUCUUGUAUUUAGAGAAUUUCCUCUACCCUUAACUAAGCCAGAGAUUAGAUACCUGUUUUUCCCAGUCUGUCCUGCUGGUCAGGCUGAGUUGUGCAGUGGGAGUCUUCCAGUCAGACCAGAACUUCACCUUUGGAGAGCUUUAUGAACUGUCCUCACUUAGCCACGCAUACAUUUGAUGUUUGUCUAACCUUGAAGACAGCAGUGGUAGUGACCUGGUUAUUCAUGAGGGUGUGUCAUGGCUAAGGCAGGGAGGUUUUUGUGGAGCUAUUUGGCUGUGAAUGAUCAGGAAUUUCUUGCUUUACAUAAAACUUCGAGUUUGAUUCUCUGGCCUAGCAAAAUUCUGUUCACUGUCUGCUAGUGGGACUUUCGUUAUUGUUUUGGGUUUUAUUUGAUAAAAAUUUUUUUGCUUAAACAAUCAAAAGUGAGUUAUUUUAUAUAUGUUUAAAAACUCAACAUUAAUACCUGGAAUUCCAAAUAACAAAAUCUGAAAGAUAAGAAGAUAGGACAUGGUUAGCAAGGAUUCCUGUUCCCUAAACUGAAAAACUGGUGAACCUGGUAAAAUAUUAACUAACUAAUUCUAACACUCAGGAGGCUGGGGCAGGAAGAUUAUUGCAGACCAGCCUCCAUUACAAAGUGAGCUCAAGACCAGCCUACAUUGCAGAGUGAGACUGUCUCAAAAAAGACAAAAAAAAUAGCUAAACUGUCACUGUGCUUUAAAGUACAGCCAGAACAGACUAGUGUUAAGGGAAGCAGUAGAAAAACAAGGAUGUUUGUGUGUACUCAUCACUUGGACAGCAGCAGUGUUGAAGGUUCAAAAUUCUACAACUCACUGUAUGACUAGUUUCCUCAUCUGAAAAUGGAAAUGAUGAUCAUACCUACUUAGGAUUGUUGAGAAGAUGAAAGACAUCAUAUAUUAUCGUAGUCCAUUCAGGCCACUAUAACGUACAAAGGUAGGAAGCUUUUAAACAAGCAUUUUAUUUCUCAAUUCUGGAAAAUGGAAGUCCUCAGAGCGCCAGCUGAUUAUCUGAUGGGCCUGUGUUGGGUUGUGAAUGGUUACCUUCUCCCUACGCUUGUAAAUUCUUCACAUUCAUUUCUCACUUUCUGUGUUUGGUCCUGGCAUCUUCCAUAUAGAUUUUUUUAAAAUAAAAGUUUAUGUACACUAAGGUUUAUUCAUUGUCCUGUAAGACUUUAUGGGGUUUGAUAAAUGUUUAAUAUUUUAUAUUCAUCCUUACAGUAUAAUACAGAAUAGAUUCAACGCCCUCCUGUCCAACAAAAAACAAAUCAAAAAACCUGUGUUUUAUCUGCUUAUUCAGAUCCCUCUAUCUCUCAAAAUUUGCUGUCUAUAGUUUGCCCUUUCCCAGAAUGUGAUAUAACUAGGAUUAUAUAAUAUGCAGCUUUUUUCAGCUGGCUUCUUUCACUUAGCAGUGUUAAGGAUUUGCCCUUUUUGGAGCUUGCAGUGCCUAUCAGCUGUGCCACCCUCCCUUGGAACCAGCUGAUUAUGGAAUGAAACCUCUACACACUGUGAGUUAAUAAAUCUUUCCUUCUCUAACUUUGGGUGUUGGGUAUUUUGUCUCAGCAAGGAGAAAAGCAAGACAACAUUCAUACGUAGUUUUUCAGUUUUUGGUGAUCAUAAGUUUUCACUUUAGUUGGGUAUUAAGCGGCCAAUUGCUUAACUUCAUGGUCGUUUAAUCUCUCACAAUUUUGAAUUCUCCCUGCACUAUCAUAAAUAUAGAGGAGACAAGGUAAGACCAUUGAAGUUUUAUUCUGCUACUCCUCAGCCCAUUGUUUUUUCCUAUAGCCCAGUUUCUUAAAGAAUCACGUAUUUCUGUCUUCACCUACUUACUUCUGAUUACCUCUUCCAUUAUAUUUGAUUACAAAUUAGACCUCUAUUUCCAAUAGGCCUCCUAAAUCACUAUUAAAAACCAGUGAGGUCUACAUCUAUUGGAAUCUGGUCAGUUAUACUUGACCUUUAUAGUGUUUGGCAUUUUGACCGUUAUCUUUCUGAGGACUAUAAUCUCUGUUCCUGCUAUCAUUUGCUGUUACAACUCACUAUUUGCCCUUUUCUUAGGUGAAACCCUCUUCUUAGGUGAUUUCGUCUACCCUCUGGCCUUUAAAUUUCUUUUCUGAGUAACACAUACAUACUUGAAUGUCACCAAUUUUUGUUACAAAGCUUCAGAUGUUUAUUCAGCUGCCUAUUAGACAUCUCAGUGAGUUGUCUCCGUCUCACCUCUUUUUCUCUUUAAAUCUGCACAAUUCUUUAACUUGGAGAAGACCAUCUGUUCAGCUGUCUAAGAAAUCUAGGGCUCUUCCUAGAUUCCUCCCUUUUUUAUUGUAAUCCAAUCUGUCAUUGAUAUCUCUCGGUUGUAUUUCUUUUGCAACUUUCAUAUUAACCCAAUAGAGUCCGUGUAUUUCAGACACAUCUCAUCUCUUACGUGGAAUUGGCCCAUGGGCUUCACUUCGUCUCUCUGUUGUAACCUUGCUCAACUCUAACCUGCCUUAGCUGUUCAAGCUAUUCCUGUACAUAAAAAUGUUUUGAUCAUUUCCCAGUAACCAAAUGUAGCCACAUAUUCACUAUUCUGUCCUUAUUCAUAUCGUAUCAUACCUUCACAUAAAAGUCCACCUGGGAAAAAUAUUGGCAAUUAGUCUUUCUCUCCCUGGAGAAUUGUCCCCUUUCCCCCAUUCUCCUUCCAAGAGUUAUGCCUAAUAAAUUACGACUUGUGGAAGGUUUAUUGGCAGCACAAACCAUGCAAUGGAAAACAGAAUUCCUGAACUCCGUACCUCCCCCACUGUAAUUACUUUUAACUCUUUUAGCUGGAUUGCUUCUGGUCUCUGCCUCCAUGUUUCUAAAUACAUCCUUGUAAGGCUUCCUCCUCUUUCAAAGCAGAUGUCUCAGAAUGAUCUGUACUCAUUAUACCUCCUUAAUUUCCGUUUACUCUUCAACCCACUACAACUCAAGGAGUAAGUCUAGAAAAAAAUAGCAUUGACUCAGGAAAAUAGAAAACCCAAGGCAAGAGAAGAAAAUUCCCAGGAUGAUGAUGGAGGGAGAUCUGUUCAGUAGCUAAAUAGAGGCCCAGAGAACCCUCAGCUUACAUGUGAGCAGAAAAAUGAAGGACUCAGAAGGCAGUCUCUCAGAGGAAAGAGAGUUGAUACAUAAUUCCAAGGAAAACAUAAAGUUGUAUGGUAAUGAAAAUUAAUGGUGUUGAGAGUGUGGUGUGUGCACCUGCCAUUGCAGCACUUGGGAAGCUGAGGCAAACGGUAGCUGCAAGUUCAAGGCAAGCUUGAACUGUAUAGUGGUACCCUGUCUCAAGCCCUCUCCCCCCACAAAAAUUUAUAAAACUGGCUCAGUUCAUAUAAAUACUGAUGUGUUGGGUGUUUUAUUGUUGCUUUAACUUGAAAGAGAUACAGAAGGCCAAGAAGAGUCUUGGAAAGCUAAACUCCUAUUCUUUAGAGACUGGUUUGUUGAAACUUUUUCCUACGUUGUUGAAUCCCUUGUGUGGGAUCCUGUAUCUUCAUUUUCUUGAUUUCCUCUCCCAUCUUUGGAUGACUAUCCUUUAGUAGUUUUCUGAGAAUAACAAGUGGGAAGUACAUUUUUUAAGGCAUUACAUAUUUGAAAAUAUCUUGAUUCUGUCAUGUACUUAAUAAUUUCGAUUAAACCUAUUUUCUCUCAGAAUUUCUCUCAGAAACAUAUUUGAAAAUAUCUUGAUUCUGUCAUGUACUUAAUAAUUUCGAUUAAACCUAUUUUCUCUCAGAGUAUUACGUUAUUGUUUUUCUGAAUUGGUGUUGAUAAAAUCAGUAUCCUCAUUUGUAACUGGUUUUUCUUCUCUCUGGAAGGCUUUGGAAUCACUGUCCUGAAGUUCAUCAUUGUGUUGUGGGCUGGAUUUCUUUCAUCAUGCUGGGCAUUGGAAAUGGACUGUUUGAGUGUGAAAAUUCAUAUCCUUUGAUGCUGCAAAUUUUUUCUUACAAUAAUGUUGAGCCCACAGCAAAACCUUUUGAGUCUAAAUGUGUCUAAAUGAUGGAGCUGUGCAUGUUUUUCUAAACAUGAAAUUGAGCAUUUUAAAAAUCUUCUUGAAGAGCAAUGAAUAAUGGUAUUUUAUGUAGAUUGACAACAUAAGGAAAAAAGCCAUUUCCUUCAAAAGUAUAUUUCUUUUAGUACUCCAUUAUCACAAUGGAGAUAUUAUUUGUAAAAUUAUCAGAUACACUUAUGAAAUACUGUUACUAUUCCCUGUUAUUGGCUAGGCAUUCACAAUAUAGAUACAAUUUUUUAAAAAGUAACCUAAAGCUUUUUUAUUGGACAAAAGGAUAGAUUAGAGAAAUAUUUGAUGGUGUAGAAUGCCUUACAGAGAAAGGCAGUGUUGUUACAUAAUUGCUCCUUUAAACCUGUAUGACCUGUUGAUGUUUUUCAGUGUUUUUAAGGUACCGACAGCUUCUGGAUUUGAUAACAGGUAUUUCUUUAGCAACCUUCCUAUACACUCUCACAUAGUAUUAAAACUACCGCUUACUAAA